Leptosomus discolor (cuckoo roller) is the source of this 855-nucleotide messenger RNA. RefSeq names its product leucine rich repeat containing 3 (gene LRRC3). The record is from RefSeq and is a predicted model, not a curated record. Gene Ontology annotation, cellular component: plasma membrane. Gene Ontology annotation, molecular function: protein binding. Lineage: Eukaryota; Metazoa; Chordata; Aves; Leptosomiformes; Leptosomidae.
AUGGGAGAUGCUUUGCAGGAGCGCAGAGGAGCCACCCUGCUAUCCAGAAGAUGCUGCAGCCACCGAGGAAUUGCCAGCAGCCAUGCCAACCUGGUCAGGUGCAAGAUGACCCUCACGACCACACCGGCAGCCAGCAUCACCCAGGCUUUCUUUUGCCUCCUGCUGUGUAUCCCCUGGGGCAGCUCCUGCCCCCCAAGCUGCCAGUGCACAGAGUGGGCAGGGGCAAAGGCCGUCCUCUGCAGUUCCCGGCACUUGGAAGAGAUCCCCAAGGACAUCCCCAAAGACGCAGUAUUCCUCAAGCUGGACACCAACAGCAUCACCAGAAUCCCCAGCAAUGCCUUCAGGCACCUCACCCACCUGGAGGAACUCGAUCUCUCCAGGAAUGUUUUCGACAGGGCGGCUUUCAAAGGGGUGGCUGCUGGGCUGCGUACUCUUGACCUCUCCAGCAAUCGCAUCCGUAGCAUCCCCAAGGAGGCCUUGCUGGCGCUCAGUGCCAAGCUCCGCCUGGCCAACAACCCCUGGCACUGCGAGUGUGCCUUGCAGGAGGUGUUGUGGGAGGUGCGGCUGGACCCCGACUCUGUCCAGGACAUCACCUGCCACACGGCCCCACGCGAGGAGUACGUGGGCAAGCCACUGCUCCAGGUCCUGGAUGCUGGUGUCAACUUCUGCAGCGGGCGUCAGAGAACCACGGAUGUGGCCAUGUUCAUCACCAUGUUUGGCUGGUUCGCCAUGGUCAUCGUCUAUGUGAUCUGCUAUGUCCGGCACAAUCAAGAGGACACCUGCAAGCACGUGGAUUACCUGAAGUCACUGCCAAGCACCCAGGGCCAUGCAGAGAUUACCAGCACUGCCCUGUAG